CAGCACUCGGCUCCUCCCGCGGUUGUCCCCGUCCGAGCCGAGCGCCCAUACUACCCGGCGUGCAGCCGGAUCCAAGAUGGAGGAGUCGAGCUGUUGAAGGAUGUUGACAAACGGGAGGGAGAAUCUGGCCUGAGAUCCGGGCGGUGGCGAUGCGAGGAGACUGCAGUCGAUCUGGCUUUGAAUAACUUCAGACCGACAUCAUGAGCAUUGUUCACGACAAAUUAGGUAACGAAUUCCUCAGGAACGGUGGGAUGGAACCAAACUUUUCUUCUGGCAUGAUCAUGUUCAGUCACCUCCCACCAAUCACAAACUUUUCCAGCCUCGCUGCCCAUUCUGUCACACCAUCUGUACCUCAGGAUUUGAUCCUCAAAAAAGAUCCUGACGCUCCAGUAGAAAAAUAUCCGUCAGAAUAUGGGCAGCCCAUCUCAGAUGUUAAAGAGAAAAAGUUCUCUGCGCACGAUGGAUUUUUAUUUUUUAAGAAUAAACUUCUCGAGGAAGAGGAGAUGAACAGGGGACAGAGCAUCUUGACCCACAAUCUAAAUCAUACUGGUCUAUCACAAGUCAGAUAUGAGAAAGAUUACCUCACCGUUCCAAAACAAGGGACUGUUAAGAGGACAAAGAAACAAAACUCCCAAUCUCAGGAUACAAAGCCCAAGCGGAGACGAAGUGAAACGUCCAAGUCUUCAGCAGGUGGAGAUGGUACCAAUCUUUUACAUGGUCCGAAGGUUCACAUAUGUGAGCAUUGCUGUGCCUCCUUCCGUAGUUCUUACCAUCUUCGUCGUCAUGUCCUCAUUCAUACUGGUGAACGGCCAUUCCAAUGUAGCCAGUGUAACAUGUGCUUCAUUCAGAAGUAUCUGCUUCAGAGGCAUGAGAAGAUCCACAGUGGAGAGAAGCCAUUCUGUUGUGAUCAGUGUAAUAUGAGAUUCAUCCAGAAAUAUCACAUGGAAAGACACAAACGGACACACAGUGGAGAAAAGCCUUAUCAGUGCCACACUUGCCAACAGUAUUUUUCCAGAACAGAUAGGUUACUAAAGCACAGGCGUACAUGUGGUGAAAUCCUUGGUAAAAGUGAAAAUGGAAUGGAACCUGGGCCAUCUAGUCAAAUGGGAAAUGGUUGUUUCACCUCAUCUCAGGGAACGAUAGGACCACGCAAAAAAACAAAAUCUAAAGCCACAUCUCAGGAGACUAAGGACAAGGCAGUCCGCAAAAAGAAUAAAUCUAACAUGUCUGAACUGCAAAGCAGCUUAACCAGCUGCAAAGAUAAAUUGUCUGUGUAUAACAUGCAUGAAUAUGCUGUUGAGAUGCCAAUGGGGCCUGCCAUUAUAAAGUUGGGAAAUACAAGUGAAGAGGACUUACAAACAAGAGCACCAAAAUUGGUCAUCAAAAAAGUGAAUCGGAAGAGCCCUCCGAGGACAGGUCUGAACAAUGCUGCACAUCUUGUUAUACCUUCCACAGAGCUGAUGAGACAAAAAUUGAUGGCUAAUAAACAAGGGACUGUGGAUUUGAACAGUAACACCAGCAUGGAUAAUAUUGUCUUGCUGCAGAACACAGGCAAUAAAACAGAACAGGCCAAUAACUGCAAUUAUGAUGAUGCGAUGCAGUUUUUUAAGAAAAAAAGAUACUUGCAAGCUGCCUCCAGUAACAAUGACUAUGCAGUCAGUAUAGGACAAAUGGCAUCACAGCAGUCUGUAAUUCAGGCCGCAGUUGCCAGUGUGAUGGAUAACGAAACCUCGCUUACGCUGUUGGAUUCUUCUCCAAUGAAUGUGGAUGUGAAAGUCUGUCAUGAAAAGUCUGGAAUUCCAGAUGAGGUCCUUCAGAGCCUUCUAGACCAAUAUUCCCACAAACAUGAGCCCCAGCAUGAUGUCCCUUAUGAUAUUGCUGACCAACAUAUGCCAAUCCAUUCUUCAGGAGAGAAUCCAGAAAUGCACGAGGAAGCUGUUUGUCCAGAACCACACCCAUCUCGUAAUGACAAAACAGGAAUGCUCCAAGAAUAUUCAAAGUACCUCCAGCAAGCUUUAGAAAGAACAAGUCAAGGCGAUGGGUUCACACUAACUCCAGGGAUGCAGUUUUGUCCCACUAGUCUUCCAUCUACUCUCCCCAGCCAUAAUUUAUUCCCUGAUAAACAGGCUUACACCACACCUGCACUUGAGUGUGGUUUCAGUCCAUCUAUUACCUCAGUAUUGCCAACCACCUCACCAAAGCCACAUUUUGGUUUGUUGGUUGGAAGUUCCCAACCUGGCAUUCACUUUCCCAGUACAGAAACGGCUCAUCAAAGGCUGACGCCAUCUCAGGAGUUGGUUGGGCAGCUGGAACAACAAAAGAACUUGGAGAGUAGCUUGAAUCAUCAGGUCUAUCAGAUUGAGAAUUUUGCCCAGGCCUUUGGCUCUCAGUUCAAGUCAGGCGGUAGAGUGCCAAUGGCCUUUAACAGCGGCACCAGUGAAGAAGCAGGCCACCGAAUAAGGACUACAGUUUCUGAAUUCUCAGGGUACACUAAUUUGUUGUCUGAUGCUAAUGAGCCAAUUAGCACGGGAGCCAAGACUCCGACCAGCCAAAGUUACAGCUCAGAAUACCAGCCUCCACCAAUUCUUGGUCUUCACCGAUGGGUGUUAUGUUGCCAAAACAUUUGAGCCAUCCAACUGCCAGUCGGGACAUCUCCAGCAAAAGAGAUUUUAACCAGCUUGCCAUGACAUUCAGCAGCUGUACCAUCACUGCUCAUCCCAAGAUGUUGAUAGAAAUUUAACUGGACAAAUUUGUGUUGUGGCACUGCCUUGAUUUGAAGUUGGAAGGGUAAUAAAAGGAAUUGUAGUUCAUUCAGUAUCAGGUCAAAUUUAUUUAUGUAAUAAACUGCAGUAGUAAAUUA
Leucoraja erinaceus (little skate) is the source of this 2860-nucleotide messenger RNA. It is a transcript of the gene znf281b, whose product is annotated as zinc finger protein 281b. Gene Ontology annotation, molecular function: DNA-binding transcription factor activity, RNA polymerase II-specific; RNA polymerase II cis-regulatory region sequence-specific DNA binding. Lineage: Eukaryota; Metazoa; Chordata; Chondrichthyes; Rajiformes; Rajidae. The transcript has 8 exons. Gene Ontology annotation, cellular component: nucleus. The record is from RefSeq and is a predicted model, not a curated record. Gene Ontology annotation, biological process: regulation of transcription by RNA polymerase II. The coding region runs from base 201 to 2627 and encodes 808 amino acids.